GCGCCAUGAAGGAGUGCGAGUACCGACAGAUCCCGCCGGAGGUGGCGGCCCCAGGGCCGGGUGCGAUCGCCUCCCCGCCGCCGCCCCGCCUCGGCCCGGUGCCGCCCGCGAGCCCCGCCGCACGACUCCUGGAGGCUGAGCUGCCUCUGAGCUUCUGGUUAAAAUCAAGAGAGCCCGUGCCAAUGCCGUCCCCUGCCAGGAAGCCGCUCGGGGUGAUGCGGGGCUGGUGUUCCUUCUCGCCCUUGCAGACAGCAUGGGGACCUCUACUUACCGCCCGCCAGCCCGCACGAUGGAAGUGGUCAUCAACAAGUAUGUGGUGAAACUCAAGUACUGCUACACGUGCAAAAUGUUCCGUCCUCCGCGCACCUCACACUGCAGCGUCUGCGACAACUGUGUGGCCUUCAAGCGCCACAGAUCAGAUGGGGAGGAUGAAGCCUCAGCCGUAUGGAGGAACCAACGCCCCCCCACAAGAGCAGGGAGCUCAGGCGGGGCCACAGCAAGGACACGGCUCUCCAGGACAGCCCGACGGGUCACAGACUGCUCAGCAGCAGCAGUCUGCCUCCUCCCAGCAGCGCUUCCUCUCUCCUCAGGAGUUGUCUCGAGUGUUGCUUGUGUCCCAGGCGUCAUCUGCUCCCUCAACGGCUUCCAGCAGAGGGCCAGAAGAUAUGAACGUGAAUCUUCAGUCCAGGCCUUCAGCCCCGUUGGAUCUAACUUGGUUACGAAGGAUACUGAAAAAGAAGAUGGCGACCUCCACAUCCAGGCAGGCAGAAGGGAUGUCUGGAGUCUUGCUUAAGAGUGGACAGGUUCUCGUUCUUCCAAGCCGGGCUGGCGUGAGAAGGCGGGACCUGUCUGGCUCAAUAGAUGAUGUCCCCACGGGACAUCCUCCUCACCUGCCAGGCAUCAGAGGACCCUCCCCAUCCCCGGUCGGGUCUCCUGCCAGCAUUGCUCAGUCCCGUUCGGGUCCACUUUCACCUGCUGCAGUACCAGGCAAUCAGAUGCCACCCCGGCCACGCAGCGGCCGGUUGGACAGCAUGCUGCAUCUCUCCGUGCACCCGUCAGGCAGAGCACAAGAUCAAGGAGGGUCUCCUGGGCAGCUAAAUAGCAAUGAAAUGUCCAAUGCCAACUAUCCGAGUCCGGGAACAGGAGGAAGCCUGAGCCGAAAGAGAGCACAAGAAGCGGCUGCCACUACCGUGCACGCGGCUGCCAAGUCCGUCCAGAGCAGGCCUGCUGGUUAUCCGAAUGUGAACCAAGGAGGAGUGACGGGCACUGGAGAUGCUUCUGGCCAGGGAAUUGACAGUCCGGCUGGCCUGAUGAACCCCCAGGGCCCGCCCUGUGCGAUGGCUAACAACUCUGCAGGGAUGGCGGCAAGCCCUGAAGUGAUAGGCCUUGGGGAGGUCGAAUUACCAUCUGCAUCUAAAACGAAGAAUGAGGCAGAUGGGACACGAAAAGCAGAAUCCAAGUCAAAGGAGUUGUCUCGAGUGUUGCUUGUGUCCCAGGCGUCAUCUGCUCCCUCAACGGCUUCCAGCAGAGGGCCAGAAGAUAUGAACGUGAAUCGUCAGUCCAGGCCUUCAGCCCCGUUGGAUCUAACUUGGUUACGGAAGAUACUGAAAAAGAAGACAGCGACGUCCACCUGGAGGCAGGCAGAAGGGAUGUCUGGAGUCUUGCUUAAGAGUGGACGGGUUCUCGUUCUUCCAAGCCGGGCUGGCGUGAGAAGGCGGGACCUGUCUGGCUCAAAAGAUGAUGUCAUCAGAGGACCCUCCCCAUCCUCGAUCGGGUCUCCUGCCAGCGCUGCUCAGUCCCGUUCGGGUCCAGUUUCACCUGCUGCAGUACCAGGAGGCUCUCCUGGGCAGCCAAACCGCAGCGCCAACUGUCACAGUCCGGGUAGAAGAGGAAGCCUGAGCCGAAAGAGAGCGGAAGAAGCGGCCGACGCUGCCAUGCACACAGCUGCCAACUCUGUCCAGAGCAGGCCUGCUGGUUAUCCGAAUGUGAACCAAGGAGGAGUGACGGGCACUGGAGAUGCUUCUGGCCAGGGAAUUGACAGUGCGGCUGGCCUGAUGAACCCCCAGGGCCCACCCUGUGCGAUGGCUAACAACUCUGCAGGGAUGGCGGCAAGCCCUGAAGUGAUAGGCCUUGGGGAGGUCGAAUUACCAUCUGCAUCUAAAAUGAAGAAUGAGGCAGAGGGGACACGAAAAGCAGAAUCCAAGUCAAAGAAUUACAAGCGGCCAAGGGACGGCAACUACGGCCCACCCGCCAAGCGGCACAAAGGGGAGAUGUGCGAUGUCCCAUAUAGCGCCGGGCAGGAGCAGACGCCGCAGCAGCUGCCUCCAGCGCAGAGCCAGGAGCCGAGCCAGCAGCCAGCGGCGCAGCCAUCUCCGCAGGAGGACCUCCCUAACCAGUAGGGGAGCACCUACCCCGCUACUGGUUUAUUUGUUUCCUUGUUUUUGUUUUCUUUCUGAUCAAGAUUUGAAAAAGUUCUAAGUACAGUUGAAAUUUCUAAAGUUCUAUGUGUUAAGAAUAAAUGUACGUUAAAUGUACAUUAAUGUACAUAAUGUACUUUACGCCUGUAAGGUGUUUGUCAGGGUUUUUUUAUGAGCAGGACAGGGAGGUGACUUUGGUGCUGGCAGGUCUUGGUGCUGUGAUGAUGUAGGUCAGCAAGGCAUGGAGAACCUUCAGGGUCCUGUGCUUUGGGGCCGCUUUGGAGGCUGAUACCACGCGGUCUGGUUUUGCUUUCUCCCUUUGGUUUGUUUUGGUGAUGGAGGCUUUGUUUUGUGCUGCGUAGGCUCAGGUAGGAGCAGAUUUGCAGCAGGAGGUGAAGCUGAGGCAGAGACGUGUGGUGCGCAGGGUGGAAAAGGCUCAGAAGCCACCAGCCCUGCCUGCCCGCCACGAAGAUGCCCACACACACACACACACACAGAGCUACCACGUGAUGUGUUGCGUCAGGGUCUCGGCAGAGACAGGGUCUCUGCUCCUCCAGGCUCCACUGCUCAGCAAAACAUUCCGCCUCAGGUGAUGGGAGGGCCCGCAGGAAGGCGCCAUGUGGCACGGGGGUAAGGAAAUAGGGUACAGCUCUCUGGACCGGCAGAGGACAUGUGGGUGAUGACCUUGAAUUGUUGGACAUGUACUUGAGCAACGAGGAGUGAGGAGGCAGGGUGUGGCAGAGCUAAAAAGGAAAGAGAAAGCACCAAUUAGCGGAGAGCUUGGGGCAUGUUAAACUAGCAUAGACAGUAGAAAGGGUAUAUAAUGCUGCUACUUGCAACAAUAAAGGUCUUUGGUCAACCUCACACCAGAGUCCGUGAGUGAAUCCCUGCAUGGUACUACUGGCCACCUUGGCAGAGGGGACAGCCUGGCAGCAAGAGCGAUUGCUGUGCAGAAGGGCAGCAUUGGCAACUUGCUGGGCUUCUUGGAGGACAGCCUGGCCACCACGCAGUUCCAGCAGAGCCAGGCCGGUUUGAUGAACAUGCAGAACCCACCCUUGGAGUCAAUGAGCGUGGACAUGAUGCGUUGAGCCGCUCGGGUGCUGCUCGCUCUGGCCAAGGUGGACGAGAACCACUCGGAGUUCACGUUACAUGACUCGUGGCUGUUGGACAUCUCUGUGUUGCCUUUGAUGAACUCUUUGAUUUCACAAGUGAUUUGUGAAGUACUGUUUUUAAUUGGCCAGUCAUGACAGCUGUGGGAUCCGAGACCCCGUGUGCAUGUGCGUGAGUGGAGAACUUAGAAACUGACUGUUGCCCUUUAUUUAUGCAAAACCACCUCAGAAUCCACUGUCUGCCCUGUGCUGUCCUGCUUCUCCCUUGGGGAAAGACCUUCCGCCUUCCCUCUCCCUUUCCUCUGCCCUUCAAAUUUGUCCUGAAUCCCUUAUUAA
Messenger RNA from Cuculus canorus (common cuckoo), 3862 nucleotides. Its product is annotated as AT-rich interactive domain-containing protein 1A-like. NCBI's taxonomy places the organism in Eukaryota, Metazoa, Chordata, Aves, Cuculiformes, Cuculidae. The transcript has 16 exons. The record is from RefSeq and is a predicted model, not a curated record. Bases 420 to 2399 code for a protein of 659 amino acids.